UGCUUUUGAAAUGGUUAUAAAUAGGUAACUUUAGUCAUCACCGUCCAGUUAACAACAUGAAAUUACUUGAGGUUGUCUACAUUUUUGCCCUAGCGGCUUGUUUCGCUGGCAAUUGUGCGUGUAUUUCCAGUGGAACGUCCGUUACUAACCCAAAUGCCUAUCCAUUUCAAGCGGCAGUACUCUGUCCAGUGACUAUGUGUAGUGGUGCGGUAGUGUCAUCAAAGAGCGUCGUGACUACCGCAACUUGCGUCAAUAUGUUAUCACCAGAGGACGUUGAACUCUAUGUGGGUUCUAACAUGUAUUACAGUGGUGGUUUUACUCACUCUGUAGCCGUCAUUGCAACGCAUCCUAACUUUAAUCCUACAACAUAUCACAACAACAUAGCAGUACUUACCUCAGCCACACAAUUCGAAAAUGUCGUUGUACCGAUUUCCUUAGCUACCACACCACCCUUCACUGGUACCACCCUUUUUGCUACAGCAUUUGGAGCAGUCGAUCCAGACUUGACGUUACCAGAUACACUUCAGAGGGCUGGCCUCGUUGCAUUUGGAUUUGCUAAUUGUCAAACAUUAAAGUCCAACAGACUAACCACAUCUAUGUUUUGUGCGGGAGAUCUAUCUGGCCAUAAAGACCUUUGUUCCGGAGACGAGGGAGCACCGUUGGUCUAUCAAAACAAACUUUACGGCAUUUAUUCAUGGGGUUGUAGUUGUGGUCUGGCUGCUACUAGUUCACCUGUAUUCAAUUUAAUCUCUUAUUUCGGCACCUGGAUUCAAUCGGCUAUUGCAACGAACGAGUAG
This is a messenger RNA of Bradysia coprophila, 797 nucleotides long. Its product is annotated as serine protease 1-like. Gene Ontology annotation, biological process: proteolysis. NCBI's taxonomy places the organism in Eukaryota, Metazoa, Arthropoda, Insecta, Diptera, Sciaridae. The record is from RefSeq and is a predicted model, not a curated record. Gene Ontology annotation, molecular function: serine-type endopeptidase activity.